This is a messenger RNA of Drosophila takahashii, 362 nucleotides long. RefSeq names its product ATPase inhibitor A, mitochondrial. Gene Ontology annotation, molecular function: ATPase inhibitor activity. Gene Ontology annotation, biological process: negative regulation of ATP-dependent activity. Lineage: Eukaryota; Metazoa; Arthropoda; Insecta; Diptera; Drosophilidae. The record is from RefSeq and is a predicted model, not a curated record. Gene Ontology annotation, cellular component: mitochondrion.
UUUCCGCAGUUUGUUUUCACAAGUCGGCGAAAUCGCAGCGGCAAAAUCACCCCCUUAUAUAUAGCUUAACUAUACUAUAUAAACCGUUUCUAUAAAAGACAAACAUGUUUACACUGCGCCGUCUCAGUCAGCGUUUGUAUCCGCAGCAGAUUCAACACUUGAAAAUGUCACAGAUCGGUGAACUCGGAAGUGGUGCCGGCAAGGGAGGCGGUGGAGGUGGUUCGAUUCGAGAGGCCGGUGGAUCUUUUGGCAAAAUGGAGGCUGCUCGCGAGGAGGAGUUCUUCUAUAAGCAGCAAAAGGAGCAACUAAAGAAUCUAAAAACCAAGACGGAACCCAAGGCACCUGAGGCUCCUAAGAAGUGA